Molecule: messenger RNA, 1395 nt
Organism: Cyprinodon variegatus (sheepshead minnow)
Lineage: Eukaryota; Metazoa; Chordata; Actinopteri; Cyprinodontiformes; Cyprinodontidae
Gene: ccdc134
Product: coiled-coil domain containing 134
Exons: 6
Coding region: 57-740 (227 amino acids)
Source: RefSeq, a predicted model, not a curated record
UUGUUUUAACAGCUCCUUGUGUUCACAGAGUGCCUCUCUGCUACCCCCUGGUGACCAUGUGGAGCGUGGUGAUCCUGGCCCUGACCUCCGUGGCCCUCAGCUCGGCGGACUCUGACACGCAGAGACUCCGACACGACUCCAACUUGGAGAUCUACAAGCGGCUGUUUGAGACGAAGAGGAAAGAUCAGCUGAACGCCCUGAAGAAUCUGGUGGAGCUGAACGACAUCAACCAGCAGUACAAGAUCAUAGACAUCAUGCUCAAGGGGCUUUUCAAGGUGUUGGAGGAUUCCCGACAAAUCCUGGUCGCAGCCAACAUGCGGCCCAAUGAUCCCUUCCCUCUGGACGAUAAGAUCAAAGAAGCUUACUCGCAUGUGGUGGAGAACACGGCGUUUUUCGGCGACGUGGCGCUGCGCUUCCCACGCAUCGUCCACCACUACUACGACCGCAACUCCGACUGGGGAGGCCUGCUGCGCUGGGGGCUGAAUUUCUGCAACCAGACGGGAGUCUUCACAGGAGGAGCCCACCAGCAUGUCCUCACACUCAUGUCACAGGAGCUGGGAAUAACGGAGAAAUCCCCGGACUUUAUAAAUCCAUACCGCACAGAGAGAGACGACGUUCUUCACACAGCUGAAGCCUUCCAGAAGAUCCUAAGGGAGGAGGAGAAGAGGAGGAGGAAGGAGGAGAAAAGGAAAGAAAUCCGGAAAGGUCCCCGCAUCUCCCGCUCUCGCUCUGAGCUAUAGCGCUACUCACCAGUGAGGAGCAGGAGAAAAGGAGUGGAAGAACCAGGGGGAGUUUGCACAGGUCCACAUGGAGUGGCCUGACAUGUAGACUGAGAUGACGGUGAAGGAAACAAAAGCUGCCGUCUGUUGUACAAAAACGAAGGUGCUGUGAGGAAAAGAACAGAUGAGCCCUCAAUGUGACCGGAUGAGGUGGUUAGUCAGGUUCUGAUCGAGGCUUGAACUGCUGUGCACCAGCAGGGAUUUCUAAUUGGAGAAUCUUAUUUGUUUUACAAGAUCUUUCUGGGGAAAAAAAAAAGAAAGCUGGUUUCAAUUUUAGAGGCGACAGAUUUAUCCCCCCGGUAAAGAUAUGAAAUAAAUCAACCUUUUUUUCUUUAUUUCAAAUUUAUUAUGACCAUGAACUCUGAGGGUCACAGAUCCUCUGUCAUACUUGUCUGCAGGAAUAUUUUUUUGUUUCAUGCAAAAACCUGCUUUCAGUCUUUGCUGCUGUGAAGAUACACCUCAGUUUGACUUGACCAAAGCACCACAUCCUAAAAAGGACUUUAAAAAAGUAGUUUUUCCUAGUAUUGCCUCUAAACAACUGGUUUACAAGCAGAAAGUCACAGAUUCAAAGUCCCCUAAAACUCUGAAUGCUUUAAAAAUUAAAGAACAAAAAAAA